Cucurbita pepo subsp. pepo (vegetable marrow) is the source of this 879-nucleotide messenger RNA. RefSeq lists its product as uncharacterized. The record is from RefSeq and is a predicted model, not a curated record. Lineage: Eukaryota; Viridiplantae; Streptophyta; Magnoliopsida; Cucurbitales; Cucurbitaceae.
ACUAAAAUGAAACUAUUUAUUCUUCUUCUCCCGUUGAAUUGCUUGUGAGGAAGGAAGUUCCAUCUCUGCUUCUAGUUCUACUUCUAGUUCUACCUAUGGCUGCUCUGCAAAUUCUCAAAUCAACUGUCUCUCCUCUUUCGUUCUCUCAGCCGAGUUUUGGCGUCCAAUCGAGCCGGUUCUUCUCGGAGUUGGAUUCCUCGAGGAGGUUUGUACGGUUCCAUGGCCGUCGGAGAAGUUUGAGAUAUGGCUGCGUUUGUAGGAGGUUGAGUUUCCGUUGCGCUGCUCAGGAUGCUCAUAAGGAAAGCAAUGGAGAAGAACCUCCAGAAUCAUUAUUCAUGAAGGAGCUGAAGAAGAGAGGUAUAACUCCCACUUCCUUGCUUGAGGAUACUAAAAGCACUGAAUUUGAACUGGGUGGUGAGACGACGGGAGAAAACAUAGAUUUCUCCGGUACAAGUGCUGUUUCAACUGAAGUUAGCAAGAGCCUAUCCAAUCAAAGGGAGCGUUCCAUGCAAUUGAACAGUGAAGGCCUUGAGGGGUUGAUCCCUCGUGCUAAACUUUUGCUAACACUUGGAGGAACAUUUUUCUUAGGAUUCUGGCCGCUGAUCGUCGUCACUAUUUCAUUAUUUUUUGCUUUAGACUUUUUUUUUGGAUCAUCUUUUGUUCACGACGGCAACCAAACGCCACCAUCUCCUCCACCAUAUGUUUAUCCAUAUGCUCCUUUAGAAGACGAGAGGAUUUCACAAAUAGCUCCUCGUGUAAAUUGACUGGUACCCAUUAUAAUCCUAAUUGGUUGGUUUUCUGCUACUUACUUUUCCCUUUCGCAAUAUUAAUUCCUGUCCUUCAAUAUUAUGUAUAUAUGAAAAUGAUUUUUAGCUAGAA